GACCAGCGGGGUCAGAAGUGCCCGGCUGGACUGCCUAAGACAGCUAAAACUGUUGGACUUUUUUUCAAAGCUGCAGGCGCGUUGGCAUUUACGCAAUGCUUGCUCGCGGUUUACUUUGGUCGUGAGUCGGAGUGGCAAAAAGCGGUAUUUGUGCCGAGCUGUGUGUCCGACAACCCUCUGGCUUACGUAUAAGAGUAGCGUAUCUGCACAUGUAUAUCUGUGUCACACUGUAACACAGUGGAUACGACGUCAGAGAGUUAAGAUGAUGACUCCUGCAAAUAUAGAAAGGUUUGGACGCAAGGGAUUAAUAGGACAAAGAAUAUGCGGAUAAUCUAAGUUCCUUGUUGACACCAUUAGGGGGGUCCGCAGAUCCUCGUCGGAAAACCCCAGGGUGUCUAGCGAUGCUGGAGGCGAUCCAGAGGGUCGUGUUUGCUCGCGGCUGAAACGCCAAAAAGAGAGCACAGUCGGCUGGCGAACUGGAGCAGGAAUUGAGUCGACGGGAUCUCAGAUGCAGACGGGUACGUGUGCGUGGUUAGUUUUUACUAUUUGCUUCUAAAGGCAACCCUGAACCGUUGAUAAUUUCGUUUGUGCAAGGUCGUUUUCGGUCACAGCCUUUUAGCAGUUCACGUAACAGCACUGUUUUUCUGGAAGGAGCCCCGAGCUCCAUUCACAUUUGAGUCCUCAGGAUGGCUCGCACCGCGGACAGCGUCUGUGGCGACGCGAUGAAGAAUUCUGUCUCAGUCUCCUCUGAGGAGCAGCAGCCCCUGCCGCACGCUCAGAGGACUAUGAAAACUCCGUCGAUGGAGUUUGUGAUUAAAGAACCGCUUCUCAAUGAGGCUUCCGGGGACGAGAGACCUGAGACGUUCCUGGAAAUCGACCUCGCCGAUGCAGACGGCAGCCACGAAGAUAUGGAAUGGUCCUUGGGAAAUCCAGAAGACGAUGAGCCAGUGCCUUUGCCGGUUGGAAAAAGUGACAGAGGCAGCAUCGGGGAAGGCCGCGAAAAAACCUCGGAGUCCGAAGCCAGUUCCACUUCUCCGCCCUCUCCCCGCAACCUCGAUUGGUGGUCUGAGCCUCUGCCGGCUCUGCACACACAGAAGACUGCUGAGCAAAAGUGCUAUUCCCCUUUCAUGGGAAGCUGUCAGAACGGGCUUCGCUUUUCGCUCUGGAGCUGGUCGCGAACCACGGAACCCCCCUACAAGCCGGAGGAAUGCUGGACGCCUUGGGAAGACAUGCUCCCCGACCGCCUGUCAGACGACCCCGAAGUCCAACGCUCCAAAAGCCACUACGCCGCCCUUCUCGAGGAAACGCAGGCUUUCAUCGACCGAGCAAGAAAGCCCUCUGCUCUCUCGUUGUACGUCCUCUUUUCAUGAACGUCGAGCCGGAAAAAGCAAACCUCCAAUCUUAGAAAAGGCAAGCGUCCAAAAAAGCAUAUGCGCCUGAGUUCGGGCGCCAAGGCGGAGGGAGGGACGGCAGGACGCUCCGCCGGCACGAAGGCGAGGCAGUGAGCGAAGUGCGAAAAUGCUGUUUCACCAUUAAUAGUCAUUCUCGCCUUUCCAUGUCAUGUCUCGCGGUGUCGAGUGCGAGAGCAGGUUCUUUAUAAGCGAGAGACUUCGAACGGCGAGACAGUCGUAGUCGCUUUUUGGGGCGUCUAGCGCCGUGUGCUGGACGAACCAGUGUCGUCGGAUAAGGCUCUUUCCGUGCGUAAACGUUCCCUUGCCGCUAACACAUUUCGUGGAAGGGAAUUAACACACACUCAUGUUCUCCGGAGUAUCCAGGGGACAGAUGUAGAAAAGGGUCUUUCUUGUGCGGGUUGUAUCUGCUCGACACCUCAAGGCCGCGAACUUUUACAGAUGAAACCGGUGUUUGUCUUGCUUCGUGGAACUUUCAUUCUUCAAAGUCCUUUGCCAUUA
This is a messenger RNA of Toxoplasma gondii ME49, 1910 nucleotides long. RefSeq lists its product as hypothetical. The record is from RefSeq and is a predicted model, not a curated record. Lineage: Eukaryota; Apicomplexa; Conoidasida; Eucoccidiorida; Sarcocystidae. The transcript has a single exon. The coding region runs from base 687 to 1370 and encodes 227 amino acids.